AAGCGGCUUAUAGUUUGGAUAGACUUUACGAAGGAUCCGUAAAAAGAUGCCGCUUCCUGAUGCAGAGGAGGAGGGCUUGCUGGUGGAGGAGCAGCUAGUUUCUCGAGUUUCCCCAAGGCGAUGGCGCAACACAGCAGCCGUGGCCGUCCUGAUUGCCUGCGUGGCUGCAGCACUAGUGCUUGUCGUGGCGCCUGCGUCGCCUGCUGCUCCGGCGUCGAAAUCACCAGCGCUAACCCGGCUGGCCGCUGCAGUUCCCGUGGCUCCGCUGCCCCCUGCAGUCGCCAAAGCGGCCCCUGCGGCUGCGGCCCCCGCGGCUGCGGCCGCGGCAAAGGCGGCCCCGGCCGCGGCUGCGGCUGCUGCCAGCGCAGCGAGCGCCGCGAGCGCGGCGCACGGGCAGAACGCCACCACAGCGGCGCAUGCUGCACUUGCGUGCAAAACAGCGGAGCCGGGUGACAAGUGCUACAAGGCAGUGCUGUGGGCAAAGUGGAUUGGCCUGGUGGAGCAUCCAGACUGGUAUCCAGGGUUGAAGCGUGCAACUGCCAACCGGCUGGCCAUUCAGGCCUGGUUGGCUGACCACAAGCAAGGAGAUUGCCCCAAGCCCUGCAAAGACACCACGUCUUUCCCGCUGCCCCCUGCGGGCAAAGGCUCGCCCACGCUCUUCUGCUUCUCCGUGGCGCGGCAGGGGCCUGAGAUGGACACGAUGUUCAUGCAGCGUCAGAUUGGAUCUGGCAUUUUUGGGUGCGAUGGCUAUGCAGUGUACAGUGAUGUUUCGGUCGAUAUCGACGGCUACAAGACGAUACUCAUUCCAUCGACAGCAUCCGGUGUCAGUACUGACAAGACGGCUGCAAAUUCCCAAGUGUUCAUGAACACUUGGAUGUCGCUUCUGACGGGGACCAAAUGGUACGACCACGACUUCAUUGCCAAGGUGGACCCCGACUGUGUGUUUUUCCCGGCGAGAUUGCGAGGGCAUGCCGCGCCUUACACAGGCCAGAACGUCUUUUUCCUGAACUGUGGAAAGUACAUUCCCGUCACAAUGUACGGAGCGCUCGAGGUUUUCUCCAAGUCUGCCCUUGGCGCCUAUUUGUCAGCGCACCAAAGGUGCGAGCAGCAGUUCCCCUUCAAUGCGUGGGGGGAGGACAAGUACAUGACCAAUUGCUUGGAGAGCCUCGGUUCUCGAACAGUCACCGCCUUGCAGAACUUUCUGCACGAUGAGAGGUGCUGGGGCGUGGACUGCGGCAACAAGGCGGCGGUGGCCUUCCACUCCUUCAAGAAGGUCAACACCUGGUACAACUGCUGGCUUCUUUCGAACCACGAUGGAUACUGAGCAGAGCGUUAGCGCCGAUCGCGCUUGUUUCUGGAGGAAGCGCGCCCAUGUCCCUUGGAAGCGUCAUUUUUUGUUGCUUUUCUCGUAGCCUCCGGGAAAAGCCGAUCGACAUCUCACCUUGCACCAGUGUGUGGCAUCCUGCGGCUGCCCCAUUUUUUUUCCCCCGGAC
This is a messenger RNA of Effrenium voratum, 1493 nucleotides long. The record is from the annotation of a GenBank genome assembly. Lineage: Eukaryota; Dinophyceae; Suessiales; Symbiodiniaceae.